Camelina sativa (false flax) is the source of this 330-nucleotide messenger RNA. NCBI's taxonomy places the organism in Eukaryota, Viridiplantae, Streptophyta, Magnoliopsida, Brassicales, Brassicaceae. The record is from RefSeq and is a predicted model, not a curated record.
AUGAGAGGGAUCGGAGGGAGUGGAACAGGUAAAGAAGGUGGUGAUGGCAUAGGUAGUGAAGGCGGAGUUACGCCUGGGACUGGUGGAAGAGUCGGAAGAGGUGGAAGAGUCGGAAUUGUUGGUAUCGGUGGCAGAGUUGGAGCUGCUGGAGGAGAAGGAAGUAGCGGAAUUGGAGGGAGAGUUGGAGGAGAAGGGAUUAACGGGUUUGGAGGUAGAGUUGGGGUUGGGAUAGAAGGUAUCAGAGGGUUUGGAGGGAUGACGGAUGGAGGGUUUAGCGGGUUCGGAGGAAGAAAUUGGAAAUUGGGUUUUAGCACUUCUUCGAUCCGGUAG